AAAUUAUGUAUGUGAAAUCAGUUGUGAAAGAAAUGUUAACAAUAUUAUGGUGAAGGCAAGGAGAAAAUCGAAUUAGCAGAUUGAUGACUCAUAUUUGUGUUAUAAAGGAGUUACAAAGGAAAGUCCAAGAUGACUCAAAAUAGCCUCUCUUAUUGGUCCUUCUCCUUCGUCGCGUAAUAUAUUUCUCCCGCUUUUUUUUUUAAUAACAAUUUAAAAUCGCCCAAGUUCCGUUUCUGAUUCCUGGGAACACUUUCACUCUCUUUAUUUUUGUAUUUGAUAAUUUCCCUUCUGCGAGCGACCCACGCGGAUCUUUCGUCUCUCUUUUCCCGAUAUGUAUAUAAAUCCUUGGUCCAGAGCAAUGAUCUCUCAAAUGUUGAAUUGCCCACGAACUAACUGGGUUUCUUUUCUUUUAUCAUUUUUAACAAAUGAAAGAUUCAAUUAAUUUGUUUCAAUUUUAAUUUAAUUCAAUUUUUAAUUUUUAACAUACUCAAAUUUUCUAUAAUAGUGAAAUUGUUUUGUACAUUCGAAAUUUUGAAGAAAUACUGCAGCUAUUUCUUUGCAACUGGAUCCCAACGUCGAGAAAGCAGAAUGCGUCUAGUACAACUAUUGCUUAUAUUUACUUUUACUCUGUCGAUAAAUCUGGUGUUGGUACAUAGUCAGGCUAGUAAAAUUACUUUCCAGGAUGAAACAUCAGAAGAAAGUUCAUCAGCUCGUGAUGAGGUGCCAAGGUUUGAAAAUCAAAGUUCAGAAGGUCGACAAUUGCUGAAUAGAUCGAGACAAGGAAAAGAUCUUUUCGACUGGAUUGGUCUUGGAACGGGACGUCAUGUCGAUUCUUAUUUGGCGAGAACAAAUGAAGCUUGUCUAAAUGGUGACUUUGCAGAAUGCUUUAAAUCUCGGGCGCUCAACACUUUUUCCGAUUUUUUCGAUCAACCAGAAUAUACACUCAGUGAAAGCGUUAAAAUAAUCAGAAUGCCCCGGGAUGUUGUUAAGAGUGUUAAUCAACAACCUUACGAAUAUGCGAGUGCUCCUAGAUCAGAAGAUUCAGAAUGGGAUCAGCUGGUGAAGUUUGCAAUGAGAAAAGCUGAGAAAUUUGUCAAAACUGUGGCUUUUAAAGUGGACAUUCCAUCUUGGGCUGUUGGAGAGAACGAAGUUUAUGCUCCAAGAUUUAUAGACGAGAUUGCAGAUGAAAUCGACACCAUUGAAAAUAAGAAAGACACUCUCUUUUCUCGCAAUCGAUUGAAGAGAAUCUUGAUUCCAAUGCUUAUUGUUUUGAAGCUCUUCAAAUUGAAGUUACUACUUUUCCUGCCACUGAUAUUGGGACUUGCUUCUUUCAAGAAAUUCUUGGGUUUCAUGGCAAUUGUCAUUCCGGGAAUAAUAGGAGUUUUGAGAUUAUGCCGACCACUUACACAAUCUUAUCAACCACCUGUCUAUAGUUAUGGUGGUGUUGGUUUUCCCCAUUACAAGGAAAAUCAUGCACAACAAAGUGCUUACGAUCAAGGAAGUUACUCGUCAAAUUAUCAUGAAAAUCAUGGAGACACUGUGUCCUUUGGUCAGGAUCUUGCUUAUCAAGGAUACAGGGAUUAUCAAUCGUAAAUCAGUAAUCAGAAUAGAAAAUUACUCUUCAAAUAUGAAUUUUAAAAAGUUGUUUCAUUCCUUGAAAUUAAAAAAAAAAAAAUUCAUUUUUUGUCAAAAUUUGUUUCAUCAAUAUUUUUUUUAUUAGUUUCAGUUAGUCGACUUUUUAUUAAUUCAAAUUUUAGAGAUAAUUCACUCUCAGGAAUUUUUUUUAUUUUUGUACUCUAUUUAUUUAAUUAUUUUUUUAAUCCACUAUUAAUUUGAAAGUAUCAAUUUGAUCCAAUUUGAUAUAUAAAAUUGAUACUUUUAAGAAAACAAUGAUCAUUAUUUUCUCUCUUUAGGUAGAAAAUACACUAAACUCUGGCAGAUCUAUUAUAAAAGUUAAGUUUUCUUUUACUUUCGGGGUUGAAAUGAAAUGAAAUGAAAGGAAAAGAGAGAAAUUAGUUUAUAUGGAUCAACCCGAAAUGAAAGUAGAUGAAUGAAUUUAAUUCCUCAUAAACUCGAAACGAAAGUAAAAACUUAAUUUAGUUUCGUCUAAAUCUAAAAUUAAAGUAAAAAUCUUAAUUUAUUAUUUAUUUAUCUAAAAAUAAAAUUUUGAAACAUUAAUUUUGGGUUGACAUGAAAGUGAUUUUUAGUUUUGUUUUAGUGAUGACAGUCCCUGAUCUUAUUGUACCGCAGUUUUAAUAAUUUUUAAUUUUUUUUUUUUAUAUUCGUUGAAAUUCUGUAAUUUUUAUUGUAAAAUUUUAAAACAAAAGUUGAAUCAGACUUAUUUAAAGUCAAUAAAAUCAAAACUUCUAAAGAUAUUUUAUAUAUUUUCUAUGUAUGGAUAAUGUUAAGAUAUUUAAAUAGGCAAAAGGAAAAAUUUCUUGUCAAUUUUCAUUUUCGCAAAAAUGUUAUUAUUAGUAGGAAAUAUUUUCCACGUGUGUAGAUAUUAUCCAAAUUAAAUUUACGUUAUUUUCAUCUAUGUAUCGAAGUAGUUGUAGUUGUCUCUCUGAAAAAGAAGAGUCGUUUAAAUGAAGUUUUCGAUUCACUUGAAACAAUCAAAAUUAACUAAAAAUAGUUUAAUUAAAAAUAUGUAAUUUAGUAAAUCAUUUUAUACUUCUUACAUACAGUAAAACAUAAAAUUAAAAUUUUACUGCUAGAAUUUAUCAAUUGGAAACAUAAUUUUCCGUAAAAGAAAAGAACAAUCAUAUCAGCUCAAAAUGGUACAUGUAAAAAAAACCACUCAUAGAAAUCAGUUACCAAAAUGUCAUUUAUUAUAUUUAAACAUUUUAGAUUAAUUUUCCCCUUUGUAAAUAAAGUAAUAUAGACGUAAAUAAAUAUAUAUGAUGUGAAAACAAGUGAAGUCUCUUCGUGACGUUGGGACAUAUGUAUAAAACUUGUUUGCGAAGGCAAUUAUGCACAGUACUAUCCAAUAAAAGUAUUAAAAACAA
Messenger RNA from Leptopilina boulardi, 3005 nucleotides. RefSeq lists its product as uncharacterized. The record is from RefSeq and is a predicted model, not a curated record. Bases 589 to 1593 code for a protein of 334 amino acids. The transcript has 5 exons. Lineage: Eukaryota; Metazoa; Arthropoda; Insecta; Hymenoptera; Figitidae.